Molecule: messenger RNA, 881 nt
Organism: Oppia nitens
Lineage: Eukaryota; Metazoa; Arthropoda; Arachnida; Sarcoptiformes; Oppiidae
Gene: PrBP
Product: retinal rod rhodopsin-sensitive cGMP 3',5'-cyclic phosphodiesterase subunit delta-like
Exons: 6
Coding region: 148-591 (147 amino acids)
Biological process (GO): sensory perception of light stimulus
Cellular component (GO): cytoplasm
Source: RefSeq, a predicted model, not a curated record
UGAAUGAAUGAAUGAAUGAAUGAAUGCAUUGAAGGCAUCAAUCGAUUGACUCAAUGAUUGCUUUAAUAUUUGACUAAAAUUGUUGUAAACAAACACAAGACUAAAGAUAUUUGAAGAUAACUGAAGACAUUGUGUUAAUGACAACAAAUGCCGUCAAAAGCUGAAGACAUCCUCAAUGGGUUUCGAGUAAAUUGGAUGAAUUUAAGAGAUGCGGACAACGGACAGAUCAUUUGGGAGGAGAGCACCGAUUUAUCCAAACCUGACAAAGAACAUGAAGCUCGAGUGCCAAAAAGUAUACUAAAAUGUCGGGCCGUUUCCCGAGAGAUCAACUUUUCUUCUAUUGAAGCGAUGGAAAAGUUUCGGUUAGAACAGAGGGUUCUCUUCAAAGGCAAAUGUCUCGAAGAGUGGUUCUUUGAGUUUGGAUACGUUAUCCCUAACUCAACCAAUACGUGGCAAUCGCUGAUAGAGGCGGCACCCGAAAGUCAAAUGAUGCCGGCGAAUGUACUCAAUGGUAAUGUCAUAAUUGAGACCAAAUUUUUUGACGACGACCUGUUAGUCAGCACUUCUAAGGUUCGACUCUUUUAUAUAUGAAAAUUAGACAAAGAGUUAGAGUCACACAACACAUCUGUCGAUAAAUCAUUAAUGACAACCUCCUAACCAAUUGAUGUCCAUUCCUCAGUCGUCCCUAACACACACAUAUAUAUAUAUAUCUAUGAAAUCAUUAUUUAAUUUUAUUAAUGUUGUUUGAGUUUUUGUUAUUUAAUGUAUUUAUAAUGUCAUUCAAAUGAAAAUUUUAUAUAAAUUUGAUUAUCCGCUCUCUAAUUAUAAUUGUUUAUUAUUUAUUAUUAUUUGCUAUUUUUGUUAUUUUCUAUUAUCGAUUA